AUGAAAUAUCACAAAGUUAAAUGGGAAUAAGUACCAAUCGUCCAUGAAGCUAGCCAACAUUAUCUGGAUUAGUUGAAUUAACGAAAUCGCUUUCAUAACUUUCCUGCCAACCAGUGGUUUAAGAGGAGAUCUGAUUAAGUAAAGCCUCAGUAUCUCUAUUAUCCUGAAGAAAGAAAAUUAUAGAUGGAACUAAAAUAGAUUUUCAUGGUAUAUCAACUCAUUAAACCUCUUUAGACUUUAGAUUGUAACAACGAAGGAGUUCUUACAUUGGCUCAUCUGUUUAUGCUCUUCAAACACUAUGGAUAUGGAGUGAGUGUCAACGAUUUAUAAACCAUAUACCAAUUUAUCGAUUAUAACAAGGACAAGGCCUUGUCAUUGGAUGAAUUUAAAGGUCUCACUGAAAAUCAAGAAGCUUUGUCAGCAUUCAGAAUGAUGAUGCUCAAGAUUCAAAAGACCUUGCAAUAUAGUGAGAAGUACAUCCCUCUGUCAGUCGGAGCUAUGCUUAGUCAUAUUAGUUACUUGGUUCAAAGAGAAAAGUAACUCAAAAUGAUUCUCAGUGAAUAGAGCAUUUCAGUCAAAUUCUAAGCAUUCCGCUAAUUAAUUUAAGAAACCGAAAAGAAAACCAUUGCAGACGAAGCCUACACAUUGUUUCUUAAAGCUUAGGCAGAAUUCUAAAGAAAACUUAAAAGAUAAAAUUCAGUAGAUUUGACAAUCAAAGUUAGAAAAUCCUUUUCAACCAUCAAUGGGUUAUAGCCACUCCUCUUUAGGAACAUGCUCAUGAAGGAUGCUAGUGAACUCCAAGAUCUGGCUAAAAUGGUUCAAAUUUAAAGUAAAGUCAACCAAGAUACUUUUCAAACUGUGACUGAAUCCUUGGAAGAGAGUUCAUUAUCCAAUAUCGAAUCAAAUGAAAUAGAGUUAGUAGUCAAAAAAGCUUAAUAAAAUGGCAGACAAUAAGCAAGUCAAGAAAUUAAAUAAUUAUUAACUCACAGAGAACUUCCUAAAAUAACAUCAUAACAUAAAAAAUAAUUGAGUGUUGCAAUUGAAGAUUUACCCAUAGUUUAGUUUAAUUUCAAAAAAUGCCACUCUACAAAUAAUAAAAGUCUUUUAGAACGGCAAUUGAAACUAUAAAAAAUCAUUCCUGCCGAGGAAUUAUCUCAAUUUAACUUUCUUUCUUCAUCGAGAUCUAAUAAAAAUUACAGUACAACCUAAGAUCAAACCUCUUCAGAAAACUAAGGAUGUUGGUCUAAUAGUAUUUUGUCUAUGAAGUUGCCAACAUUAUAAUGA
Messenger RNA from Paramecium octaurelia, 1284 nucleotides. The record is from the annotation of a GenBank genome assembly. Lineage: Eukaryota; Ciliophora; Oligohymenophorea; Peniculida; Parameciidae.